GCGAUUAGAAUGUGUACAAAUAUUGUGAAUGAUGUUUAGCAACUGUAGUUAUAGAUGUAAACUGCUGAAAGUUGACGUUUAGAAGUGCGUGGAUUAGUAAUAAUCGCCUGAAACGCAAUAUGUUUCAUUAUUACACAUAUUAGAAAUCGUUAUCUGCUCAUCUUCAAUGCACUACGCGCCGAUAGCGUAAUAUUUCAUGUUUGUUAUUAUCAAGUUGUAAAAAUGCCCGGCAACGAAAACAAACAUUGAGCGCAUGAGGGCAUUGUGUUUUGUUGAUGUUUGAUAUUAAUAUUGUGAGAAUAACGUGGCAAGGUAUAACAAAAUGUACAGAUUAUUGUGACUUGCAAGAAGAGAAACUUUUGAACAAAAAAGAGAAAAUUUAAGACGAGAUUUAUAGAAAGCAAAAAUUAGAUUAUAUUCGAAUGGAAGACAAUAAUCUAGAUGUUUAUUGCAAAUGUGUAGUGAAAAAAGACAACAAAGACACAUUAUUCACUUCUUUUUGUUGUUGUUAACAUUAUGAUGAAAUUCAAGUUGAAAAUUACACGUUCAUGAAAAUAGGUAGAGAAUUGAUAUUUCAAAGGUGAUUUUAUCGUGAUAUUGACAUUUCGCACAUUUUUGUGAUCAAAAAAUUACAUUUUUAAUUUGAAACUGUUUGUUUUUAAUUAUUUUAACAUAGCGGCAUGAUAUGCAACUUUAUCUUGAAUUGAGUGUCCAAAACACCGAUAAAUGUAUUUGUUUGAUUACGAUAUUAAGUGCACAUAUUUAAUAUGAGAUAAUUGAGUUUUUUAUCAGUCGCCUACGCAUCAAAAUAUUUGAUUAGCUUUUCAACAUAAACUUCAGCUUCAGUUUCAGCAGAAAUUUCAUGAAUUUAAAAUGCGGUGUUCGUAUUUGCGCCCGUUGAUUGAGCUUAUCAGUAUUCGUUCGCGGUAGUCACCAAACAGCGCUAGAGGGUGCUCUCGCCUCUCGGGUGGCAGACGAGAGUAGACAGCCGCGUCGCGGGGGCGGUCGUCGACAGUCACGAUCCUGGUGGCGUCGCGUCGAUAGCCGAGCAGCGCGCGCCCCAACAACCCACGCAUUCGCGGAUUCACAAACAAAAAAAAAACACGCGCGCGCGAUUCCGACAGGAUGCAGGAACAAGACUACGAGGAGCCGUCGCUGACACCCGCGUGCAAGAUCACCAACUCGCCCUCGAUGUACGUCAAGUUCAAGUCGUGGCUGCUGCACUCGGAUGCGCAAUCCAUCGAGCCGGAGAAUAUUAACGGCAUAACGGUUGAUGUUAAGGUCGAGAAUGUCCGCAUGCUGGAUCGUUAUUCGAAAACGCCAUCGCAGGGCACGCUCUACGUAACCGCCACGCAUCUGAUCUUCGUCGAUCCGGAUGAUAAAAAGGAGACAUGGAUUUUGCACAUGCACAUCGCAAAUUUAGAAAAACUACCUCUCACAACUACCGGUUCGCCAUUAUUGAUACGCUGCAAGACAUUUCUAUCAGUCACGUUCGUAAUACCGCGCGAACGAGAUUGUCACGAUAUCUACCAAACCCUUCAGCAACUCUCUCAGCCGAGCAACGUCGAGGAUCUCUAUUGUUUCCACUACACCUCGACAUCGGAGGAUAGUAGUCGUUCCAGCGGCUGGGAGUCCUUCGACUUGCAGAGCGAGUAUAAACGCAUGGGUGUUCCUAAUGAACAAUGGAAUUUGACCACAUUGAAUAAAGAAUACGAGCUGUGUGACACAUACCCACGUUACCUCUACGUCCCACAAUCGGCCAACACGACAAUCCUUAUGGGUUCGUCGCGUUUCCGGUCAAAAGGUCGCCUACCCGUCCUUUCCUACCUGCACAACAACAAAGCAAGCAUAUGUAGAUGCAGCCAGCCACUUUCGGGCUUCAGCGCACGCUGCGUUGAGGACGAGAAGAUGCUCAAUCACAUUCUCAGGACGAAUCCGAAUGCCAGUUAUAUGUACGUUGUAGAUACGCGACCGAAAAUCAAUGCUCUCGCAAACAAAGCCGCUGGCAAAGGUUAUGAAAAUGAGGCGUUUUAUGAGAAUAUCAAAUUUCACUUCCUCGGCGUGGAGAACAUCCACGUGAUGCGUAACAGUCUCGCAAAGAUAAUGGAGACAUGCGAGCAGAAAAAUCCAACCGUGAAUACACUUUUGAGUGGAUUGGACUCGAGCGGCUGGUUACGCCACAUAAAAUCGAUUUUAGACACUUCUUGGUUCAUCGCCCAGGCGGUGGAUGAAGGUGUAAGCGUCGUGGUGCAUUGUUCAGACGGCUGGGACCGCACGGCGCAAGUUUGUUCCUUGGCCUCGAUACUCUUGGACCCGUACUAUCGUACGAUAUCAGGUUAUCAAGCGCUUAUUGAGAAAGAUUGGCUCGCGUUCGGACAUAAGUUUACUGAACGUUGCGGGCAUAUUCAGGGUGAUAACAAAGAAGUCUCGCCGGUUUUCUCACAACUUCUAGAUGCAACAUGGCAGUUGAUGCAACAGUUUCCUCUCACAUUCCAGUUCAACGAGCGAUUUCUUCUAACGCUGCACGAUCAUGUGCACUCCUGUCAGUUUGGUACCUUCGUAGGAAAUUGCGAAAAAGAUCGUGUGGAUUUACGCCUCGCUGAACGUACAUUUUCGAUUUGGGGACACAUGGCAACGCAUGAAAACGAAUAUUUGAAUCCGCUCUACGAAGAAGCAGAAACGCCCGGCCUGCUGCGACCGAAUCUAUUUCCGCAGAAUAUUAAAUUCUGGCGGGGGAUGUAUUGUCGGUUUGAGAGCGGUAUCCAUCCGCGUGAACCACUCGGUGAUCUGUUACUAGCCACAUGUGAUCACAGUUCAUCAUUGGAGGAUCAUGUCAAUUAUUUGGCAAAACGCAUUUCAUCAUUUAAAUCACUACUAAACAAAGUCAAUGGGUCACAUUUCAAGCCGGAUAAUUCGAAUCUAGUCGACAAUAAACUCUAUUAUGAGAAGACCACACUCAGAGAGCUACAGAACGCUGACGAUGAUCAUCCACUGAAAGUGGUAACCAGCGGUGACUUUGAAACGAGUGACGUGAAUGUUAAUACGAUUAGCAAAGAUCUCGAAAGUGUUGCGCUCGAUUGGAAAACGCUUCGGAACAUCAAAGAGUGCGGAUGUUCCACGCCGUUUGAUCAAUUCAGUCGUAAAUACCAUUGUCGUAAAUGCGGCGACGUAUUCUGCACGCGUUGUAUCGAUAAACAAAUUGUUCUGCCGGGGCACUCGACGAAAAAGCCGGUGCCUGUAUGCCGCCCCUGCUACGACAACAUGCAGGAGCUGGAAGCGUCAAAUCGGUCGUAAUGCUAAUACUACGUACACGAGAUUCCAAUUGAACGUACACUGAUUACGUACAACUGAACUUACAUUUAGUUCAUUUUGUUAAUAUAUUUUUAUGAUUUAUACUUUGUUUGGUUUCGCGGAAUCAAGCGCUAGUUGUACAGAAUAGAUAACUAGUUAAAACAGUUUCGCAGACAAACAGAAAACACCCAGUAAGAAAUAAUAAAUCAACGGUUACUUACAAUUUACGAUUUAAAAUUGAACACGAUACACACUGGCGAAUGAUGAAUGAUGCUGAGUAAGAUGUCGCAGGAAGAUGGAUUGGAGGCAACUGUAAAAACGUGAGGCAUGUGCGCAGUCUGCUCUCAGCCACGAGGAGCGUGCGGGGGACGAGCGGCAAGAAACUAGAACUCGCGUGCAACUCGCAUAUGUGUGUUGCCGCUGAUAUUCGAAUAAGACUCAGGUGAUUAUCGCGCGCAAUUCAUGGCGCAUGCGUUAACGACUUUGUUACAUUGCCGCGACUUAUGGAACGUCCACGAGGUGUCGCCGUUAGUAUCAUCAUUGAACAUUCUUAUAAAGUCCAUUUAUCCACCAAAUAUAGAAUACUUAAGUAAUACACGAUAUUAUAAUGUACAAAAGCUUUAAUAACACAUAGAAAAUGGAAGAAACUCAAACUAUUGUACAAACAUUGGUUAAAUUGAGUAGUAUAUGGAGAGUUGAAGGAUUUUUAUCCUUCAAGAAAUGUUGAUAAAUAAAUCUAUGCUUGCUGAG
This is a messenger RNA of Dalotia coriaria, 4041 nucleotides long. It is a transcript of the gene Mtmr6, whose product is annotated as Myotubularin related protein 6. Gene Ontology annotation, molecular function: phosphatidylinositol-3,5-bisphosphate phosphatase activity; phosphatidylinositol-3-phosphate phosphatase activity; metal ion binding. Gene Ontology annotation, cellular component: membrane; cytoplasm. The transcript is spliced from 6 exons. The record is from RefSeq and is a predicted model, not a curated record. Bases 1126 to 3294 code for a protein of 722 amino acids. Gene Ontology annotation, biological process: phosphatidylinositol dephosphorylation. NCBI's taxonomy places the organism in Eukaryota, Metazoa, Arthropoda, Insecta, Coleoptera, Staphylinidae.